AAUCCCCAACAACAACACCACGCACAGUCGGCGAUACACGUGUGGCAUAGGAGUGUGUGACUGCCGGACGAGUGUGGUCUUGGAAAAGUAACCCUAGAAUUCAUCAAUUAGUAAACCAUUAAGAUGAAGAUAGAAGCCAAGACAAAAAAGAAACCCCCAGUACCUUCAGUAAAGACAAUGGGAGCCAAAAAGAAAGCCACAGCAUCUCCUGGAGUUGCAGUGAAGGGGAAAAUGGCAGCCAUUGCAAAGAAGGGGAAGAAGGCAGCCGUUGCAAAGGAGGAGAAGGCGGCACCUAUUGCAAAGGAGGGGAAGAAGGCAGCUGUUGCAAAGGAGGGGAAGAAGGCAACUGUUGCAAAGGAGGGGAAGAAGACAGCCGUUGCAAAGGAGGAAAAGAAGGCAGCCAUUGCAAAGGAGGGGAAGAAAGCCGUUGCAUCAUCUGCAAAGAAAGCAGCAGCCAAGAAGAAGACAACCAAGGUGACUCCAGCUGCUAAGAAGGAUGCUGCCGUAGAUUCACAGGAGAAGGUGGAUGCCAAGCCCAAAAAGGUGGUGAAUGGAAAGCAAAUGGAGAAGGCAGUUGGUGCAGCUUCAGCAGUGAAAUCAGGACCCAAGAAAAACCAAAAGGAGGAGGAUAAGGGCAGCAAACCUGAAGGGAAAAAGAAGAGGAUGAAGAGAAAGAGUCGCAAGCCAAAGGUAAAGAAAGUUAAAGUCGCUGAAGGGACAGAAGCGAAACCAGAAGCAGAGGGGGAGGAACCAGACUCUACAGGGAAGCAGAAACGCAAGAGCGAGAGCAGUGACAGUGAGAGCCCUGCUAAGAAGCGGAAGAUGGCAAAGAAGAAACCAGAGCCUGCAAAUAUGGAGAUGAAUUUGACAGGAGAACUCUACAAAAUUUUCUGCAAGCGAAGGGAUGAUUUGAAGGAGCGAGUCCUGUACGCCAAGGUGGAGAAUUUCAAGCUUGGUUACUAUUCUAAGCCCCCUGCACUGUUUAGUAGUGCACAGCAUGUUAGGAUAUGUGCAGAGAAAGGUUUAUUCUAUUUGGAAUAUAAGACCAAAAGGGAGGCAGAGAAGCACAAAUUAAUCCUAGAAAACAACAGUUUGAUCAAGUUCGUAAAGUCGAUGUCCAAGAGUAAUGAUGACAAAAAUACAGACGGCAUCAUAAAAGUGCACCCCAGAAAGUUAUUUAUUGCAAAUGUGCCACCGAAGAUCAAACGUGACAUGUUGGCGACUAGUUUCCCAACAGCUAUGCAUAUUCGUGUUCUACCCACGACACGUUGUGCAUAUCUGUUUUACAAGACAGAUGAGGAAGCGGAAGAUGCUUUUGUAUUAGCUAAUAAUGUCCAGAUUAAGGGUGUGAAGCUCACAGUCCUGUAUCUGUCAACCCGAAAGGCUGAAGAGCUUGAUAGGAAUAAGGAUAAAAUUAAGAAGAAGAGGAAGAAGAAGAAGGCAGCCUAUAAGAAAUCUCUGCAGGAAAAGAAGAAGCAACUGAACAAUUUGGAAUCACAAACUGACAGUUCCAAGAAGAAGAAUUAGUUAUCAAACUGCUGCUGUUUUUUUGUUUUUUUUUUUUCUUCUUUUUCUUUUUUUUUUUUUUUUUUUUUCUUUUCUUUCCUAGAUGAUGUGUGGUACGGAAAUAUAAUGUAAUGUUUUCCAAAAUAAAAUCUAAAAAGAAAGGAUU
Penaeus chinensis is the source of this 1672-nucleotide messenger RNA. Its product is annotated as ribosome-binding protein 1-like. The transcript is spliced from 9 exons. The record is from RefSeq and is a predicted model, not a curated record. Gene Ontology annotation, molecular function: RNA binding. Lineage: Eukaryota; Metazoa; Arthropoda; Malacostraca; Decapoda; Penaeidae. Bases 124 to 1527 code for a protein of 467 amino acids.